Messenger RNA from Entrophospora sp. SA101, 192 nucleotides. The record is from the annotation of a GenBank genome assembly. NCBI's taxonomy places the organism in Eukaryota, Fungi, Glomeromycota, Glomeromycetes, Entrophosporales, Entrophosporaceae.
AUGGCACCAUAUUCUGAUUGUAGCACUACUACAACAUUACAAAGAAGAUGUAUCAUUGAAGUGGAAGAUUAUAAUGCUAAUAUUGAAGAAACUACAAAGUCUCGGUCAAAACAAUCUAAUGGCCGACCUUUAGCUGGUGUUUGGGAGUUUUUUGGCUAUGAUAAAGAAGAAUCCAAAAAUGGUCAUCGUUAG